Panicum virgatum (switchgrass) is the source of this 2422-nucleotide messenger RNA. RefSeq lists its product as uncharacterized. The transcript is spliced from 2 exons. Lineage: Eukaryota; Viridiplantae; Streptophyta; Magnoliopsida; Poales; Poaceae. The record is from RefSeq and is a predicted model, not a curated record. Bases 953 to 2227 code for a protein of 424 amino acids.
AUAUAACCGCGAGGCAGGCGGCGGCCGUCCCGCGAGCGGAGAACGGAAGAAAUCGAGCGAAGAAAAAGGCUUCCGAUCCGCCUCCUCGCCUCGUCAACCCCCCCCCCCCCCCCCUAAAAUUUCCUACCCUUUUCCCCUCGUUUUCUCCGUUUCCUCCCGGCCCGUCUCGCCGCCUGCUGCUCCUGAUCGAUCCGCGUCGGCGGCGCGUUUCGGGUAGGGACUAAAUUGUGACAAUAUCAUCAUCGCUCUUGAUCCAUUUCAAGUGUUCAUUACAUACAACUGCUUCUUGUAGGUUAGUGCUAACUUUCUUUGCACAAGUUCAACCAACAAAUUCUUAUGCAUUAGAUCUCAUAGGUUCUUGUUUUAAGAGUUGCCCUAUUUGUUUAUUUUCAUAUAAAGAAAAAUGUGCUCAAUAAGACCAUUUCGUACAGCCAGCUUUCUUUGUUAUUUUUCUGUGUCUAGUGCUAAUGUGAUUUUUUGGAAAAAAUUUCCUUGGCUACUAAAAUUUUGCCUGUUUUGGAACAAUUGAUAGUUCAUGGUCUAUUCAUAACUCUUGUUAGUAUUGUGUUUGUUAUCAGCAGUUACACAGUCUCUUUGUUGGUUUCCAGUUCCUAAUGUAGUUACUUUUGUUGAUUGGAUUAUACUUUGUUAUCUUCUGAGAAAUAUGAUUAUACUUUUCAAGGCAUGAUCUCUUUGUAGCAGAAUACUCUAUUUAAAACCAAAAUAUUUGUUGGAAACCGUAGUCUUGUACCUGCUAAACCAUCUCAAAUGUUAAUCUGAUAAGCAAAUGUGCUUUGAUAUCUAAAAGUUUUACUAUUUCCAUCAUUCCAUGAGUGCAUAAAAACAUGUUCACAGCUUUUUUUUCUCCAAACUGCUUAAAUUCUUAACUUCACACAAUAAAUUUUUUCAACAAUUCUAACGAUUAAGUGAAUUCGACACAGUUGGUUUCAAGAUGACAAGUAAGAAAAGUAACAGAUCUACAGUCACAUCAUGCACUGCUCUGCAUAUGGAAUGGGACAGGAUUUCUUGCCCUAUUUGUAUGGAGCAACCCCACAAUGCUGUUUUACUUAUAUGCAGUUCAUACAAGAAUGGCUGCAGAUGUUACAUUUGUAACACAAGCCAUCGACACUCUAAUUGCCUUGACCGGUUCAGAAAAAUGAAUGGUGAUAGUAAGGUCCGUGCUUCACACUCAACCUAUUCGGUGCUUUCAAACUCCAAUAUCAGAACUGUCCAACCAAGAGCUCACUAUGAUAUCAUUUCCAGACGUUCAAGGAGCCCAAGACUCAGAAGGCAUGUUGAUAAUGAAGCGUCUUAUCGUUCCAAUGUAAACAAUGGUCAAAACCCAGAUGGAAUAUCUAGAUCUGAACCUGAGUUUGCUAACUAUCAAGAAUAUGAAAACCCAGCCUUAUCUAUAGAAGGAAACAUUGUAAUUGGGGGAUGUUAUGAUGCUAUGCAAAGUUCUGCUGAAGUGAAAUGUCCUCUCUGUAGAGGAUCUGUAUCUGGUUGGAUCCCUGCAGGUGACGUGAGGCAGUAUCUGGACAGAAAGCUGAGAACUUGCUCUCAUGAUUCUUGUAAAUUUGUUGGAACCUAUGAGCAGCUGCGUGAGCAUGCUAGGAAUGCUCACUUGCUUACAAAUCCUGCUCAUGUAGAUCUGUCAAGGAAGAGAACUUGGGAUCGCAUUGAGCGUGAGCAGGAGGUCGGUGACGUCAUUAGUGCAAUCAGGUCCCAGAUACCUGGGGCAAUAAUAGUUGGUGAUUAUGUUAUUGAGACUAGAGAUGACAUGUCCCCAGACAUAGACUCUGGUGAUGAAAGUAGUGAAGAGUGGUGGUCAGAUCGAGACGAUGUUGAAUCACCAGGUAGCAGACUUGAUUCUCCAAGUGUUUGGCCAAAUGAUACGCUAGGAUCACCUAGCAUUUGGCCAGAUGAAAGACGUAAUUUGCAAAGGCAUCUGCCACAGAACAACAGAGUUUUACCGAGGCUUUCAUUCAGCAAUAGGCGUAGCUUCAAUUCAGAUUGGCAGGGGAUUCGGCAACCAAGGACGCAGAGUCUACUGCGACAGGGUUUCUCAAAUAGCCACUCUAGACAUCGCAGCAAUUAUCGUGGCUAUCGUCGCACGCUCCUGGAUCGGUCAUAUAGUGGUACCCGAGAUCCAGGGAGGAGCAUAGAUCCAUCGUUGGUGCCAAGCAGGCGGCAGCGGCUGCGGUACACGCACAGAAGCCACUACUGAUGGAAACAAUAGCAGUUCUGUAGAAAUUCAUUGGUGGUUGUGGUUCCACCCAAGCUAUCUUUGUAAAUACAAAUGGCCAAGACUAUGUUUAUUUCCUUAGUUUAUUUAAUCUGUGUAUCAUGUAUUAUGUGAAACAAUCUAUCCCAGAUGCAAAAGGCAUUCCUCUUUAAUGUUAUUUACGGUCUCGUUGCUGCA